AUGAACACCGGGAUCAACAUCGACAACCACGUCUGGACAGACGACUGGCCCUUCCCGGUGACAUGGAAGCCGGCGAAAAAGGUGACGAUCCACACCUCGUACGCCAACCUGACGAACCCGCGCGUCGACAACGAGGGCACCACCGUUUUCCAACGCCUCGCCGCCUCCUCGGGGCUCGUCAACUCGGAACUGGGCCUCGACUGGACCGUCGGCCACGUCGAGACGGUCAUCAACGCCAUGCUCACCAACGGCAUGGCGCGCACCGCGCCCGCCGCAUCCCCCAUUGUCACGCUCAAAGACCCCGACGGCGCUUGGUGGCGCGACUUCUUCCCGCGCAAGACCCAGUUCGGCUUCCCCGAGUCCGGGACGGUCUUUGACGUGACCGAGGCCCGGCGGGCCACAUCGCAGGCGCUGCACUUCCGCGCCGAGAUGAAGGGGUUCGCGUACUCGGCCAGCGACAGCACGGUGUGGUACUCGAUGAUGGGGCUGUUCGCGUACUGCUUCGUCGCGGUGGCGUUCAUCGCGUGGAGUCUUGUGGUGGGCGUCACGAGCAAGAGCUGGGAGUCAACGCCGGAGCUGCUGGCGCUGGCGAUGCGGAGUCCGCCGCCGGGGGACGAGAAGAUGCCGACGAGCAUCCUGGAGGACACGAAUGCGUUGAGGGAGAGGUAUUGCAUCGUAGCGAGCGGGGCGGACGUGCUGCUGCGGCCGAUGGAGGGGACGGAGAGGGUUCCGGAGGGGAUGAGGGUAAAGCCGAAUGUGAUGUACAGGUGA
Molecule: messenger RNA, 771 nt
Organism: Colletotrichum higginsianum IMI 349063
Lineage: Eukaryota; Fungi; Ascomycota; Sordariomycetes; Glomerellales; Glomerellaceae
Exons: 1
Coding region: 1-771 (256 amino acids)
Source: RefSeq, a predicted model, not a curated record